This is a messenger RNA of Venustampulla echinocandica, 867 nucleotides long. RefSeq names its product S-adenosyl-L-methionine-dependent methyltransferase. The transcript is spliced from 4 exons. The coding region runs from base 1 to 867 and encodes 288 amino acids. The record is from RefSeq and is a predicted model, not a curated record. NCBI's taxonomy places the organism in Eukaryota, Fungi, Ascomycota, Leotiomycetes, Helotiales, Pleuroascaceae.
AUGGCAAGUAGUAGCACUCCAACAGCCAAGCCUGGCUACAUGCUCUCUCGCGGGUUUACCGCCAACACAAGGAUAGCCCUUCAACACUACCUGUGGAAAGAUGGUUUAAACUACCUCCUCCAUCCCAGUAUACCCACCACUUCAAAAGAUCUCAAAAUUGCUGAAAUUGGUGUUGGAACUGGCAUCUGGCUUAUUGAGCUCGCUCGUACUCUCCCCCCAACAGUGCAACUCGAUGGCCUAGACAUCAGUUUCGGACAAUGCCCGCCAAAAGAGUGGCUACCUCAGAAUAUAGCGUGGGUUACACAUGAUGCCUUUUCAGAACCCCCCGAGGAGUUGCUAGAGAAAUAUGAUGUGAUUCAUGUACAACUGUUUAUUACACUCAUAAGGGAUGGGAAUCCCGUGCCGAUGUUGAAGAAUUUGAUAAAAAUGUUAAAGCCCGGAGGAUACAUAUCGUGGGGUGAAUGGGAUGUCGCCACCUGGGAGGUCAUAAGGAUUCCCUCCGCUCCAUCUCAAACCAACGAAGAGCUCAAUGAACUUCGAGAAUACACCUCGACGCUAGGGAAAACGAGGCCCGGCCCAAGUUUCAUUAGCAGCGGCUGGAUCACCCGCCUACACCAAACGUUCGCUGAAAAUGGUCUCUCAAACGUCAUUGUCGACCGGCAUAAAUUCUCAACAGAAAUCGCAACACUACUGCUCGAUACAUGGAUGGUUGCGAGCCAGGAGAUCAGUGCUAAUAUUCUAGAUGGGCUGGGAGGUGGACAGGGGGAUGUUGCAAGAGCGCUGGUCGAGGAGGUCGGCAAGAAUCGUGGGAACACCGCGUUCAACUUAGAGCGGGUUAUCACCAUAGGCCAAAAGCCGUUGAAGUGA